Megalops cyprinoides (Indo-Pacific tarpon) is the source of this 2125-nucleotide messenger RNA. RefSeq names its product chromosome 3 C5orf15 homolog (gene c3h5orf15). Bases 20 to 964 code for a protein of 314 amino acids. The record is from RefSeq and is a predicted model, not a curated record. NCBI's taxonomy places the organism in Eukaryota, Metazoa, Chordata, Actinopteri, Elopiformes, Megalopidae. The transcript is spliced from 3 exons.
UACAUUCUUUUUUUUCAAGAUGGCGACGUGCAGGAAGAUGGGACGGAGCCUGAAAAUCUACUGCAUAUUUUCCGUAUUUACCUUUAUACAACUCUUUCCUCUCGGCUGCCAUUCCUUGCCGGCAGAUGAGAUUCAGACAGACCAGGCCGCUCCAACAGUACCUAAACCCCCAGCCUCAGAUGCCCCCUCUCCUUCGUCAGACAACACAAACGGCUCUCUGCCGGCAAACAUAACAACGGAUGACAAUCCCCCAGAUGACGUGAAAAAGGCUGCUCCAAACAAUCCGGUUGCCACUGUCACAACAGCCCCCACCACCCCCACCUCCACAACAACAACAACAGCCACCACCACCACCACCACCACUACCACUGCCCCCCCACCAGCCAAAACCACCACCUCUCCCCCAGCCCCUGCCCCUGUCAAGCCCGAGUCCAAAGACCCCACAGAGGCCCCGGCCAAGCCUACCGCCGGCAGACAGGAGCCGCGGGUGCCCUUCCAGGAGUAUGAGGACACAUCACCCACCUCCCCGGGGACAGACCUGGAGACGUACGACGAUGACGACGAGGACGACGAAGACUACCCCAACCCGCAGAGGGGGCUGGAGAAUGGGCUCCUGGAUGACGGGCGGGGCCUGGACGAGGACUUCCUGGACGACACCGGCAAAGAGCUGACGGGCCUCGGCCAGGCAGAGAGCGCGGGGAAGGUGUCCGUGCGCAUGAAGGACACCACCAUCUACACAGCGCAGGACGAGGACUCCCACUUCUUCUUCCACCUGGUCAUCAUCGCCUUCCUGGUGGCCAUUGUGUACAUCACCUACCACAACAAGAGAAAGAUCUUCCUCUUGGCCCAGAGCAGGCGUUGGAGGGACGGACUUUGCUCUCGGAGCGUGGAGUACCACCGGCUGGACCAGAACGUCAACGACGCUAUGCCUUCGCUCAAGAUGACCAAUGACUACAUCUUCUAAGCCAGGACAAAAAAAAAAAAACAAUGAUUGAUGUUCUCUAUGGAAAAGUAACUGUCUGGAAAAAUGUUCAAUAUAAUCUCAUGUAACACUGUCAUAUUCUAUAGCCUUGGACAAACUGCAGGGGGUGGAGUUGGACUGGUAGUCCUUAAACUUGUACUUCUUGUUUAAUGUCAGUGGUGUCAAAUCACAGCUCAGAUUGCGUUGUUUGGUUUUUCUCUGGUAUAGUUUUCCAAGGAUCCAAGGUUUCCUUGUAACCCAUAUUCUUGACACUUUAACAUUGGCUUUUGGGAAAAAUUAAACCAGUGAACAUGGUGUGAGUCAAAGCCAUGGUUCAGCCUUACAGCUCUCUUUAAACGUAGGAUUUCCUUGUGCACUUGGUUAUUCUGUAAAUGCUCAUAGACUUUUGGUCGGUGAAAUCAAGCUAUAUUCAUUCAGCUCUAAUAAAUAAUAAAAUGAACUAGAUUACUGAUGCUUGAUUUGGCCAAGUGGCUGACACUGACCUAUCAAUGGGGUAACUGAUAGAAAAGGAUUUUUACUAGCCGUGACAUUCUCUAUAAAAAACGGAUCUUUACUAGCCGUGAUAUUCUCUAUAAAAUUUUGAAAUUUGGCAUCAUGAUAGAACUUACUGGAUACGUUACAUGUCUAUAAUUUGCAGUAAUGUCAUUGAUAAGUUGAUUUAUUUAGUAUUUGAUGUGAAGGGUUUCUCAUGCAGUGCAGGGUGAGUUCCAGCUGUAGGGUCUAUGUGUACGUUAGUGCUGUGUGGUAUGAAGGUUUAAUUUAUAUUUACGUGCUUGUCAAUUUCAUCUGCUUCUUUUUUUCAUCGUGGAACUUGCAACACUAGUUAAAUGAUGGCAAUAUCAAUUCAAUUUAAGGUUCACAGUAUCCUGCUUACAUUUACUAUGCAGUAAAAUCAAGGCUGGCCCUUUUUUUAGAUUUAGUUUUAUGACUUCGGUGAAGUCUCACUGCAGUGUCUUUGUGACAGUGCAAGAAAAAAGAGCCUCCAGAGAGUGUCUUUGGAGUGACUUGUGCAUAGAUCCCAGUUGUCUUGUAUGGUUGCCAUCCUCAUAGUGUCCUCAGGUGGGUAGCAUAGACAUAAAUGUAUACCAACUGUGAAAACACACUAAUCAGUGAGUCCUGGUCAAGCUGGAGAAGAGAAAAAAA